Messenger RNA from Chenopodium quinoa (quinoa), 6320 nucleotides. RefSeq lists its product as uncharacterized. The record is from RefSeq and is a predicted model, not a curated record. Lineage: Eukaryota; Viridiplantae; Streptophyta; Magnoliopsida; Caryophyllales; Amaranthaceae. Bases 198 to 4820 code for a protein of 1540 amino acids. The transcript has 9 exons.
UAUUCAUAAAAAUUUACCGAUAAUGUUGUAAUGAUAAAAAAUCAAAUUCCACCAUUUUUUGAUGCUCCGUAAAAAAUUUGAAAUCCUUGUCCGCGCUUCCAUCCUUCACUUUCUCUCUCCUCCACAACAAUCGAAUUCAGCCCUAAACAUUCAAAAAUUUCCCCAAAUUCAUGGAAUUUCACUGAAUAAACCCUAAAAUGUCGACGAUUGAGAAGCUGUUUGUGCAAAUUUUCGACCGAAAGAGGCAGAUUAUCGAGAAAUUGAACCACCAGAAGCAACUCUAUGACCAACAUUUGCUUUCCAAGCUCUUAAUUCAAGGCAUUCCUCCUCCUUCUUGGCUCCUCAAUUCCGAUAAUCAAUCUUCAACUUCAGAUCUCACUGCAUUGAACAAGGAAGAGCUUAUUUCAGGACUGUUGCUUCCAAGACCAGGACCUUUUGCCUCUUACACCAGUGGUCCUAGUUUUUUAUAUGAUCAGCCAGUUGUAGCAGAAGCAAAUAGUGGUAUACCAGACGAAACUUGUGCUGGAAAAUGUGCCUCUAGCAAUGGAUUUGAUGAAGAUAGUGUUGCUCCACUGCAUCAUGUUGAUGGCACUGAAGACGUGGAUGGCAUUGUUCCUCCUUGUCAUGUUGAUGGUGCUGAAGAUAUGGCUGACACUAUUCCUCCUUGUCAUGUUGAUGGCACUGAAGAUAGGGCCGGCAUUGUUCCUCCGUGUCACAUUGAUGAUAUUGAAGAUACGGUUGACAUUGUUCCUCCAUCUCAUGUUGAUGAUGGCAUGGACACAUUCAGUUAUGUCCCUAUGUCUCCUGAAGAUCAGAUUGAUACAAGGUUCUCAAAUGUCUGUAAACCUGAGCAAUCUCUUGCAAGAAUACAGAGAUCCAGGUCCCGUCAAAAGGCACUGGAGCUUCGGAAUAGUGCAAAAGCAAGUACUAAAAGCCGUUUAGGGAUGGAGAAUGAUGUUGGUUCUUUUCACGAUGGAAAAAUUUGUAGAUAUGAUGAACAAUUUGAUUUAAAAAGAUCUCUUGAAUUGGAUGGGCCUUCUGCAUCACCUAUUGAAUUUUGCUCCAAUGAAGAAGUAGCAAUUGGAAAUUGCUCAAACAAAGAGGAUAGUGUUGAUGCUUGUGUUGGAUUUUUGGCACAAGCUACAGGAUUUGAUCCUCUUAUUUUCUCCAAGGAAGAAGCAGUAACUGAAAAUUCUACACACAAGGAGAAAAUUGAUGAUGCCUUAGACGGUCUUUUUACUCAUUCAACAGUUAGUGAGGCAAAGGAGGUAGAUUUGGAAGACAAUCAGAAGAUUGAAGAAAACAGCAACAUUUAUGGUAAUAGGAUUACUAGAUCCAAAGGCAGUUGCCAACAAUUAGGUGGUUCUUUUUCAAAUUCAACAGAUUAUGGGGCAAAGGAGGUAGAAAUGGGAGACAAUCAGAAGAUCGAAGAACACAACAUUGUUUAUGGUGGUAGGAUUACAAGAUCCAGAAGCAGUUCCCAACAAACCUUUGAUGGAGCUCACCCUCUUAAUGUAAAGAGUGUUGAUGUUUGCGUUGGUCAAGUAACUAGAACCAAGAGUGGCCUGACACAGCAGGUGGAAACUUCCAUUGGAAACAGCAGCAAGCCUUGCAGUGGUAAAAUUACAAGCUCUAAAGAUGAUGAAGCAGAAGAAAGAGAAACAAGGUUUUGGAGAAGCAUGUCUAGGGAGGUGUCUGUAAAACCCAAGCAACUUGAUUUUGAUGAAGUUGAAGAAGGCAAUUUAGGCGACAUCCCCAGCCAUUUGUCAGAUUCUGUUAGUCAGGACAUAUUAGAAGAGAGAGCCAGAGCUAACACGAAGUCUAGCACUUAUCCUGGUAUAUCUUCUUCUAGAGCAUGUCCUGAGUCAUUAGAGUACGAAGCCCAUGGGGUUUUAGGUAGUGAAAUUGCUCAUCAAGUUAAUUCUAAAAGUGACAAAACACCCGGACAGUCCUUGAUUUUGCAACAUUGUGGGGAUGUGUUACAUUCUUCUUUUGACACUGAUACUGAAGAAGUUGCUCGGCCGAGUCGUGGCAGAACCCCAGUUGGAUCAUUGAAAUCGGUGACUGAUUUUGCUCCUUCUGUAGAGAUGGUGCAAUCAGGGAGCCUUUGUAAUAUUGCAGCUGUACGAGCUUCCUCCUCAAGCCAUGAAAAGCAGGUUGGUGGUUCUAAACUAUUUGAGCUUGGAGCUGAAGUAAACAUGCUUCCUAACUUCAAUUGUAGAGAUGACAUGGAUAAUUCUUGGCCAUGUUAUAAGCGGAGGAAAAUCGAAUAUCAGAACCCCAACAAAUCUUCCAGCCCAACUUUGAGGACAAGUUCCUACAAAGCUAUCAGUGAAAGUGUAUCAAAUAUAUCUGCUUGGGGUGAGAAAGAAAACAUUUUUCCUUUGCCUCAGGAACCCUCAAUUUCUCAUAAUUCAGGCGCCGCUUUAUCAGAUUGUGCUAUUCUUAUCAAGGUGACUGAUCAUAGUGUCCCUUCUUUACCGAGCAAGGAACAAGUGUUGACUCCUCAGGUGGGGUGUGGAAAGGAUAAAGCUAGUUUAGGGAGAAUUGAUUCGUCCUCCGCACAUGAACACCAAAAACUUUCAAAAUCUGAUGUUUCAAAUGUGAAUCAAAGUAUUAUUGCAGAGCCAUCAGAUUUGACUUGGGAUGGAAAAGUGGAAACAAAUGCAUCAACUGCUGCAACUUGCCGUGGAAGGGUGUCUGGUGGUUUGGUGAAUCAUCAAGAUCUGGUUGAUAGUGACACUGUAGUGAAGUUGAUGGAUACGAAAAUGGCAGUGGAUCAUAGAAAUUCUCAUCACAAAGUGCAUGAAUUUAAGUUAUCUAUUGGUUCUCCACUAAUGGAGUGUAUGAAAGUGGCUGAAGUGGAUCAAACUAUACCAGGGUUUCUGAAAGUGGCUGAAGUCGAUCAAACUAUACCAGAGUUUGAUCGUUUUGUUAUAGGUGAGAAUACAGUUGACGCACAAAGUUACAGAGAUAAAUUUACCCAUGAAGAAGCUCCCAUUCUGGAUAACAAAGUGGAUAGGAACAGCUUGUCUGAGAUAAUUUGCAAAUCUGCAACUUUUGGCACCCCUGUAUCUCCCUUUACUAGUGGAUGCAAAAUGUACUUAGCACCAGGUAUAUACUCUUCAGUACCUAACGGGCUGCUGGAGAACAUUGACCUACCAAGUAAUCUGCUGCCCAGUGGAAGUGCUUUUCUUGGGAAGUCUCAUUCCGAUCUCUUUUCUUUUCCUGGUAGACAAUAUGGAUGGGAAAUCAAGAAACCUUUUCUGUCACCUGUUGGGAAGGGCUUUGAAGGUGCUACGUCAAAAUCUGCUAGUUCAGAUAAGCUAGGUAGCAGUAAUCUGGAGCUUACUUGCUUCCCCAUUCAGGAGGAUCCUGAAAGUGGUGAGGAAGAAGUGAAUGAUGCUGUUAACACUGGUGUGGAAAAGAACUCAUCAACUAUGAAAAAUAGCACCAACAUUGAACCAUCUUUUGAUAUUACUUUGCAGUCUAUUAGUUCCCUGGCUCCAGAUCAUGCGGAUGAGAGAGAUUGUUUAGACUCUGUGAGCACUGAUGUCAAGAGAACUGAUUCAAGUACAGGAAGUGGUGUGUACAAGGAGUCAUCUUGUGAUAUAGCUUUGCAGAAUGAAAGCUUUCUGGCUCCAGAUGAUGCAGACAAGAGAUGUAGUCAAGGAUCUGGAAGCACAGAAAUCGGCACUUUUGAAACACAUAAUGACAGCAAGAAAAGUAGCAUGGGUCAGAAAAGAAGCAUGCAGACAAGGUUUGGGAAGGAGAACAAUGGUUUUUCAGUUGGUGCUUACAGCAGCAAGAAGCACUCAAAACCACACAGUAGCAGGUUCAGCAAAUCAAAAUUAUCUGGAAAAUUGAGUUUAAGAAGCAGAGGACAAAGUUUGUCAGAGAAGGAACAGAAGCGCACUAAUAUUGUCUCUAACAUAAAAUCCUUUGUGCCACUUGUUCAACAAAAACUAGCAGCUGCUGUUCUACCUGAAAAGAGAGAUGUAAAAGUUAAGGCUCUCCAAGCUGCUGAAGCUGCCAAACGUGCUGCUGAAAUAAGAGAAAAUGAACGCAAUCAGAAGAAAGAGGCAAUGAAGCUUGAACGAGCACGAGUGGAGCAAAAAAAUAUGAAGGAAAUGGAACUGAAAAGAAAACUCAAAGAGGAACAAAGAAAGAAAAGGGAGGCUGAAAAUGCAGCUAAGAAAAGACAGAGAGAAGAAGAAGAAAAGAAAGAAAAGGAAAGGAAAAAACAGCGUAUUGAAGAAGCACGGUUACAGCACAAGCAAGCAGAGGAUAAACUUCAAGCUUGGAAUGAGGAUUCAAGAUGUGCACCAGAGGAAGGAAGAGCUCAUCAGAGAAAAGACUUUAAUGAGAAAACAGAAAAACAACUUGACAAAGGAUAUGAAAGAGAAGAUUCAGAGAAGGCAGUGAAUAAUUUGGUCGUUGGGAGUGAUAGAGGAGAAACUGAUGAUGGACUUUCAACCUUAAUUGAUCACAAGAUGUCAACGGGAUCUUCUGCCGUUGGAAAGGUAAGUGCCGUUGACGUGGCUGAAAGUUCAACACCUAAUGUUGACAAUGAUAAACCAACACAUAGAACCAGUGCGCCACAGUCAUAUGAUAUAUCACCAUACCAGUGCUCAGAUGAUGAAGAGGAUGAAGUGGAUAGAAUACAAAACAAGAAAUUUGUGCCUACAUGGGCCAGUAAAAGCUGCGUUUCAUUGGCUGUAUCAUCUUUGCAACACGUAGAUCCAGAUCUGAUUUUUCCUCCCGGAUGUUUUUGUAGCUUGGAAGAAGUUCUUAUGCCCAGAAGAUUACCACAGAAAUAGAAGGGAGAACAGAGUUGGCAGAGAUUUGCUUUUGGUUUGCGAGCAGAUUUUUGAAGGGGCAAUGUACACCACUACCUCCAUUCGUCAGCUGAAAGAAGACUUCUCACACUCAUAAAUGAAUUAAGAGACUCUUGGAUUAUAGCUGUAUAUAUGUCUGAUAUUUUACACUGGUAAUGUUUUUUUAACAACCCUUAGUUAUCUUAGUAGCUUAAUUCUAAGCUAGGAAUGAUUGCCAGAUUCCACUGGCGUAUGUAAUAUUAUAGAUUUGAAGAGUUGAAGGAGCUUUCAAAUUUCAGAGGAAGCCAUUAGCUCUAGCAACUAAUGCUCAGAUAUUGAUUAAAGUCUUAGGCGUUUUCAAACUUUCACCAGUCUGAUUAGCAACUCGUGAUAUUCUUGCUGGAUUAGAAUAGAGAAUAUUGCCAGUCAUCCAAGAUUGUUUGGAUGGAGGGAUAAGGAUAGAGUAUCGCCUUUUUAUGUAGGAACUAAUCUCUCCUUGUGUUAUUUAUUUGUAAAUCGAUUUGUUUUUUUUAAAAUUUUUCUAACAGCAUAAAUUUGCAGUAGAGGCAUGUAAUUUCAUGGUUACUCGAAGUAAUAUUAUGUAUCAAGGUUAGCUACCUGUAAUUGUUGAUUUAGUGUCGGACAUUUUUAAUCUAUCUAUGUCCUCUGCACUUGGGAUUUGCCUGGAUUUUUCCUUAAGUACAAGGGUUUAAAGAGCAAGUUUCUAGAUUCUCAGGGGGAAAAAAAAAAAAAAAAAAAAGGUAUAUUUGUGGAUUUGAAGUUUUCACAUUGCAACGGCUAGUGAAUUGUAUCUGUGUAGUGUGUAUGAAAAAUGGUGGGCCUUGAGUUUGGACUUUAACCUGUGUGGAGUGUGGGUCACAUGACCCAUUUACCUUUGUGCCCUUGUCAGAUUGAUUUUUUUUUUUUUUUGUUUAUUCAUUUGUUUGUUUAUUAAUUUAUCUGACAGUUAGAAAUUUGAAUUGUGGACUACUUAAUGUAUUCACUUCCCAAUUCCGCAUUGCCAAUCUUUUACAUUAAGCUCGGAUUCCAAUGGCAUCUCUGUGUAUUUGAUACUCUAGGUCUUACUUACAGUGAAAUCAGUGAUCAUUGGAUCAAUUUGGUAGAAUAAUAUAUUUUGAUUGAUAUGCUAAAUGUUCUAUUUGAGGCUAAAAAGUUAAAACUUUAGACUUGACAAGCUUUUAAAUAAUCUGAUAUAAUAAAUGUUACGAUAUGAAUUACUCAUACUGUAUUGAUAAAGUUUCUUAUUACUAGAAAAAUAUUUGGUAGAAAUCUCUUUAAGGUUUUGUUGUGAUCACUUUAAGUUUACUAAUUUCAGAUCUUAUAUGUUUAGAUAUACGAUAAGUAUAGUGUUUCAAAAAAAAAAAAAUACGAUAAGUAUAGAAAAAAUAAAUUUUGAUAAGAGUUUAUAAAAGUUAGUACAAAUUAUAAUUAAAAUAAGUUCAUGUAUGUUUUAGAUAAUACGGAGUAUAACUCCUCUACACA